CUCCGUGAUUCAGUCACACACACACGCGCGCACCGAGCAGAGGCACGAGGAGCCGAGUCUGUCCCCGCGGCUUCCGUAGAUCAUCACCCGGCGUGUGUGUUUGUUAUAAAUGACACCGGAGUGUUUCCAUGUUGGAGGACAGAGAGUGUGUGUGUGUGUGUGUGUGUGGACUACAAACCUGCACCUGAGUUUUGGGAAACAUCACCUGAGGCGCACGAGCAUCGUCGUUUGCAUGAACGCGUGCAGAUAAAAGCAGUGGAUGCAACUUCGCUCCAUUCGUAGGGGAAGAGGUGGGUGAGGCCCUUUCUGAAGACGACCACAGGUGGUUCCACCUCGGCUGAAUUUAUCUCCAAGCGCACCAUGUCCCUCAGCACUUUCCACCUCGUGCAAACACUCAAGAACUCUCCCGCUGCCUUUCGUCGGCGCUUUCGCCGCGACCGCACAGAGUCCCUGUCCCACGGCGACCCCCUCUUCAAAGUCCACUACCUGGGCACAGAGAAAAUCUUCUCCCUGGACCGAGAGCAGGCCCAGGACGCCAUCAGCCACCUGCUGGACGGCAUCUCUAAUGGGAAGAAGCUGAGCAAGGAUCACGCCCUGGUGGUUCGACCGAGGUACGUCGAGGUCAAGGAGCUGAGCACGGGGCGGCAGCUCACGAAGACGUACCUGCAGGACAUUGCGUACUGCGCCGCCGACGCCAACCGGCCCAACGUCUUCCUGUACAUCUGCAAGCAUCAAGGCCAGCAGCUGCAGUGUCGGGUGUUCUGGUGCAGCCGGGCGGAGCGGGCACGGGACAUGACGGCGUGCCUGGCCCACUCCUUCCAGCAGGCGCUCAGCGACUGGCAGCAGGACGGCUCGGCCACGCUGACGACAGGGGAGGUGAAGGGGAAAAGUGUGGAGGAGUCGUCCAACUCUCCCACCAUCAACAAGAGCUCCACCCUGCCCGCCAGUCUGGGAAAAGUGCGCUGGAAGAAGCGAGGCUCCGUGUCCCGCAGCCCCCUGAGGGCCAUCACCAGGAGAGGGUCCGCCUCAGACAGCUGGAACUGAACCCCGGCUUUAACCCCUCGAACAUGAUGGGACCACAUCGACUUAACGACGACAGCACUGACGGGAGGGAGGGAGUGAUUUUUACAAGACAGAACAGAAGGAAGGACGACGGGAGGGGGGGGGGGAUGCUGCAGGAAAGUGGAGGAAAGUCCAUAUUUGGACAGCGUGUGUGGGGACUCUGCUUGUGAGAGGAUGUUAUGUGUGUGGACUCGAAGGUUUGUGACGCAGCACAGGUGUCUGUUGACGUGCGGCGUCCACUGCAGCACACGAUGCCAUUGACGGCUUCCUUUGUUCGCCUGUCAGCAGCGAUCUGAGGACUUGUGGCUGGCCAUGAGACGUUUGAGGACCAGACUGAUUCAAUUCUGAGACUCUCUUGUCGGCUUGUUUGUUUCCAAGGAGUCCGCUUAAUGGCGAAGCCUUCGAAGGUGUUUGAUCUGUUUGAAAAAGACGAUUGGACCCAGCAGCGGUGCCGGCCGAAUGAUGCACAGGGAAAACUGGAAAAAGAUGACGAGGGACCAGAUGUUUCUCAAGCCUGAGUUUUUUUAUUUAACUGACAUUCGUGACUCAUCAUGAUGAUUUUAUUUGGAUGGACAAAAGCACACUUUUAAUCUAUUGCAGUUUUGGACGUAGAUACAGUAGACGUCAAGAUAACUGCUGGCAUGUCAGACAAAAGUGGAUAUCUGUCUCGCACACAAGUCAUUUCUGAGCACUUUCCAAGUUUCCAACUGUAAAAUUUGACACCUGAACGCAUCACAGUUCAAGUCGUUUCAUGAAAACACAGGUUUUAUAAUUUCCUCCUGAAGUGUGCAGGGUAUUUUAUGAGUGGAGCGACCUGCGUCACAAACAGACCUUGCAGGGUCAACAAUUUCCUGCAAAAACACAGCUCGCAGCUGUCCACAAAGACAAAUGAUUUGCAUUUUCACGUGACAAAAACACAUGGGGCCAGCUUGUUUGUGUCCGAACACUGGGAACGCUGUGUUCCUGAGUGGAGGAAUGCGCGGCCGUGCACCUGCAUUCCAGCGCAGGAAAUCCGAGAUGGUGAAUCUUCUUAAACAGCCCUGACUUCUUCUACACAUCCGCCCGUGACUCAGCAUUCGGAGCAGCCUCACAAGUAGAUGCCGAAAUGUGCUUCUGUAACUCCCAGGCCCUCGACUUGUUCACAUUACCAACGCCAUAAAAGGUGCCCUAACAACUUUGAAGUCCAUUCUGAGUGACCUCCUCUCACGAUGGUGAUUUCUGUCUCCGGUUUACAAAUGAGAGACGUGAGGAUUAGUGGUGCAGCCCGAGGCCACCGCUCACUUAUCUUUUUUUAUUGUCUGACCAAAACUAAGCUAUAGAAAGUUUUUUUGACUGCUGUGCCACUUUGUUUUAUCAGUUAAUUUUAUCAUUUUCUACUCUCACUGUAUCUUUUACAAACGGCACAAGCCUCGUCUCAGAAACGAGGUUGAAGUGCCUGCUUUAAGAUUUAUUUUAU
This is a messenger RNA of Paralichthys olivaceus (Japanese flounder), 2518 nucleotides long. The record is from RefSeq and is a predicted model, not a curated record. Lineage: Eukaryota; Metazoa; Chordata; Actinopteri; Pleuronectiformes; Paralichthyidae.